CCGCCACCACCCUUCCCAGCCGCUCUGGACGUGUGGCCGGGCAACCGCGUGACGUUUCGCUGCCCCCUGCCCACGGAGGGGAGGGGGGCAGGGGGCGAGGGGAGGGGAGGGGGGGCAGAGCGGGCGAUGUGGAGGGCGAGGCUGGAGAACGGCUCUUCGCUCAUGAUCUCCGGCGCCAACGCGAACCAACACGGUGCCACCUUUACCCUCAACUCGUCCGCUCACUCCGCGUCGCUCUCCUUUGAGCGAGCGUCGCCAUCGCACAGCGGCCUCUACUCCUGCUGCGUCCGCCACGGAGCCGCCGCCAACGGAGCCACCGCUGCCGCCAACGGAGCCACCGCUGCCGCCAACGGAGCCACCGCUGCCGCCAACGGAGCCACCGCUGCCACCAACGGAGCCACCGCUGCCGCCAACGGAGCCCCCACCUCUGCUACCGCCACCGCUGUUGCCGCCACCGCCGCCGUGGUGGAGCAGCAGCCGGAUCCGCAGCAGCAGCAGGAGGUGGAGGAGGACUGCCGCUGCUCCUUCCGGCUCCACGUCGAGGAGCCGGCUUCGUCUUCCGCUCAUCAGCAGAGCGAUGGAUCCACGCCUAACGUGACGACGUUCUUGGCCGUCAUCUGCUCGCUGCUUGCCGGGGUCGGAGUCAUCGCCGCGCUGCUCUUCGUGCUGCUCAGAAGAUACCGAAACUGCAGCUCCGUAGACAAAGCCACCGCUGCCACCAAAGGCACCGCCACCACCACCACCGCUGCCACCACCGCCGCCACCGCCACCACCAUCUCCACCAUCGCCACCAGCUCGGAACACGUGUGAACCCUCCGCUCUGGACACCCCUAGGUCGAUGCUCGUGUGUGAGUGUGUGAUGGGGUCUGUUGAGUCAUCACACAACAGCCCUUGUAGCAGUACCUGUUAUUGUCUGCAUCCUGUAAUCCCCAAUGAUGUAUGGUGGUCUGUAUAGGCGCGCAUUUAAACGAUGCAUUCUUUUUUUCGAUUUAAAGCUUUCGUGGCUGCAGGGAUUCAUCGUCUUGGUUCUUUCGGUAAAGUCAUCGCGUAGAAGGGAGAUAAUAAAAUAAUAAAAAUAAACCAUAAUAAAAUACAAUUUUAAAAUAAUAAAAAUAAAACGUAAUAAAAUGCAAUUUUAAAAUAAUAAAAAUAAAACGUAAUAAAAUACAAUUUUAAA
Lethenteron reissneri (Far Eastern brook lamprey) is the source of this 1177-nucleotide messenger RNA. Its product is annotated as angiomotin-like. The record is from RefSeq and is a predicted model, not a curated record. NCBI's taxonomy places the organism in Eukaryota, Metazoa, Chordata, Hyperoartia, Petromyzontiformes, Petromyzontidae.